AUGGUACCUGCUUACUGGUACUGUUACAGCGCUGACUCCGGCCGCCAGAGCGCGCUGUCAGAGCCGCACAUCAACAUCCGGGGCACGGCCAUCUCGGUCAGUGUCGCUCAGGUGCUCAGCAGCAAAACAGCGGCGUUUUUAACUAAAUCCACGGCGUUUCCUGCGACCCGACUGCCAGGUGAUCAAUACUCUGUAGCGGCGGAGGCGUCGGGCGCAGCGAUGAGCAGCAGCAGCCACCCCCUGCGGCCGCGGAGCUCCGUGUCGGAGAUCGAUCAUGUGCAGCUGCUGGCGGAGCAGCUCGGCUCGCUGCUGGCGGGACUGCAGUACAGUGACGUCACCUUCCUGGUGGAGCACAAGCGCUUUCCCGCGCAUCGCGUCAUUCUGGCGAACGUGUGUCUGGUGUUCGCCGUGGCCAGCCUGUCCUCCCUGAGCGCCCUCGCCGCCGCCUGCUGCUCCUACAUGGACCGACACGCUCCGGACGUCCUGCUGUCAGACGGCUUCAUGACGCUGUCGAAGGCGGCUCUGCUGACGGUCGUUCGGCGGGACUCUUUUGCGGCCAGCGAGCGGGAGAUUUUCCAGGCUCUGGCCCGCUGGUGUCGGCAGAAUGGCGAUGGGACAGACACACAGGAAGUGAUGUCAGCGGUGCGUCUGCCGCUCAUGAAGCUGACCGAGAUGCUGAACGUGGUGCGUCCGUCGGGUCUGGUUAGUCCCGAUGAUCUUCUGGACGCCAUCAAGACGCGCUCGGAGAGCCGAGACAUGGACCUGAACUACCGCGGCAUGCUGGUUCCUGAGGAGAACAUCGCCACGAUGAAGUACGGCGCUCAGGUGGUCAAAGGCGAGCUGAAAUCGGCGUUACUCGACGGAGACACGCAGAACUACGAUCUGGACCACGGCUUCUCCAGACACCCCAUAGAGGAGGAGGGACGCGCCGGGAUCCAGGUCAAACUCGGCCAGGCCUUCAUCAUCAACCACAUCCGCAUCCUCCUGUGGGACCGGGACAGCCGCUCGUACUCCUACUACAUCGAGGUGUCUGUGGAUGAGCUGGACUGGGUUCGAGUGGUGGAUCACUCCAAGUUCCUGUGCCGCUCCUGGCAGAACCUCUACUUCUCUCCUCGGGUCUGCAGGUACGUGAGGAUUGUAGGAACACACAACACCGUCAAUAAAGUCUUCCAUCUGGUGGCUUUCGAGUGCAUGUUCACCAGCCGUCCUUUCACUCUGGAGAAGGGGCUUGUGGUGCCCAGUGAAAACGUGGCCACCGUCUCGGCAUGUGCGAGUGUGAUCGAGGGAGUGAGUCGCAGCAGAAACGCCCUCCUGAACGGAGACACGCGCAGCUACGACUGGGACUCGGGCUACACCUGUCAUCAGCUGGGCUCCGGAAACAUCGUCAUCCAGCUGGCACAGCCCUACAUCAUCAGCUCCCUCAGGCUGUUGCUGUGGGACUGUGAUGAACGCUCGUACAGUUACUACAUCGAGGUGUCCACCAACCAGCAGCAGUGGACCAAAGUGCUGGACCGGACCAAAGUGGCCUGCCGAUCCUGGCAGGUGCUCAGCUUUGACAAGCAUGCGGCGGCGUUCGUUCGGAUCGUGGGAACUCACAACACUGCCAAUGAGGUCUUUCACUGUGUGCACUUCGAGUGUCCCACGCAGCUGAAGGCUGAGGGCAGCCCAGGACCCGCUCCGUCCCAUCAGACGAGUCCGAGUCACAGGUGAUGCUCCUCAGGAGGUCCUGCUGACUGCAGAUCACACACUCUUCAUCACCAUCAUCACACCUUCGCUUUCUGAAUAACCCCAUUUACUUCAUUUGCAUUGCCCAGGUUUUAAUGGUUGAUUCUGUUGUUUUAUGUGUUAUUUAUUAGAUUGUUUGCUUAUUGUAAAUGUCAGUUGAUCUGAAUCAUAUUUAUUCAAAUAAGAACUUGUUUUCUCUUGUAAUAUAUUCAGUUUUGGCGAUGGCGUUGCACUAUAGCAUUGGUAGUGGACUGAAACACUUAUUUUUAAUUAGAGUUUCAAUUAGAUCCAUCCAAACUAUUAUUAAUCAUCCUAUCUGAUCCCAACUGAAUCCAAGUAUACGUGAUAUUUUACUCCGCUCAGUGUUGUACUUCUAGCCCUUUUUAUGUAUGGUAGCAAACACACUAGAAAUAAUAGUUUGAUGCUGAGCUGUCUGAACGUCACUGGUCUUCCAGAAUCUGUGUGUUUGGUCUGGGCUCUGAUGCUGCUCGGGACACACACACACACACACACACACACACACGGUUUGUAAGUCUGUAAAUAGGCUCAGUCAUUUUGAAGCUGUGCGUGUUUCUCUGGGUUUGUAUCUGCUGAACUCAAUAAAGUGUUGGUUUCCUAAUGUGCUCGCUAAUGAUUUACAAUAUUUUGAGUUUAGCAAGUGGCUGGCAACCCCCUGUACUGUGUUGAUCAGUCUACACUGAGUCAGUCUUUAGGGCAGAUU
This is a messenger RNA of Sinocyclocheilus rhinocerous, 2446 nucleotides long. RefSeq names its product BTB/POZ domain-containing protein 9-like. Gene Ontology annotation, cellular component: cytoplasm. The transcript has 11 exons. The record is from RefSeq and is a predicted model, not a curated record. Gene Ontology annotation, biological process: adult locomotory behavior; modulation of chemical synaptic transmission; circadian behavior. Lineage: Eukaryota; Metazoa; Chordata; Actinopteri; Cypriniformes; Cyprinidae. Bases 1 to 1710 code for a protein of 569 amino acids.